CAAGAACACCACCUACCGCUGACUUGUCAAUUCCUGUCUGUGCGCGCGCGCGCGCGUGGCGCCGGCCGAGCGGCCGUUGACCCGAUGACCGGCGCGGCGGCCGUCGAUCCCCCGGCGCCUCGGCCGCGGCGGCUGACGGUCCUCCCGCUCAUCGCGCUCAUCUUCUACGACGUCUCGGGAGGCCCCUUCGGCAUCGAGGACUCGGUCCGCACGGGCGGCGGCGCGCUGCUCCCGAUCCUCGGCUUCAUCGUCCUCCCAGUCCUCUGGUCGCUCCCGGAGGCGCUGGUCACGGCCGAGCUCGCAUCGGCUUUCCCCACCAACGCCGGGUACGUGGCCUGGGUGUCCGCCGCCUUCGGCCCCGCCGUGGCGUUCCUCGUCGGGUUCUCCAAGUGGGCGUCGGGGACGCUCGACAACGCGCUCUACCCGGUGCUGUUCCUCGACUACCUCCGCUCCGGCGGCGGGCUGGCGCUGCCGCCGCCGGCCCGCUCGCUGGCGGUCCUCGCGCUCACGGCCGCGCUCACCUACCUCAACUACCGGGGGCUCCACAUCGUCGGCCUCUCGGCGCUGGCGCUCACCGCGUUCUCGCUCUCCCCGUUCCUCGCGCUCACCGUGCUCGCGGCCCCCAAGAUCCGCCCGUCCCGCUGGCUCGCCAUCGACGCCCGCGCCGUCGACCUCAGGGGCUACUUCAACUCCAUGUUCUGGAACCUCAACUUCUGGGACAAGGCCAGCACGCUCGCCGGCGAGGUCGAGGACCCCAGGAAGACGUUCCCCAAGGCGGUGUUCGGCGCCGUCGGGCUCGUCGUCGGCGCGUACCUCAUUCCGCUGCUGGCUGGUACCGGUGCGCUGCCGUCGGAGACGGCGGCCGAGUGGACCGACGGCUUCUUCUCCGAGGUCGGGCAGCGGAUCGGCGGGCCGUGGCUGCGCGUGUGGAUCCAGGCCGCCGCCGCCAUGUCCAACAUGGGGCUCUUCGAGGCCGAGAUGAGCAGCGACUCCUUCCAGCUUCUCGGCAUGGCCGAGAUGGGCAUGAUCCCUGCCAUCUUCGCUCGCAGGUCCAAGUACGGGACGCCGACGUUCAGCAUCCUGUGCUCGGCGACCGGGGUUGUGAUCCUGUCCUUCAUGAGCUUCCAGGAGAUCAUCGAGUUCCUCAACUUCCUCUACGGGCUGGGCAUGCUGGCCGUGUUCGCUGCCUUCGUGAAGCUGCGCGUGAAGAACCCGGACCUGGCGCGGCCGUACCGGGUCCCCGUCGGCACCGCGGGGGCCGCCGCCAUGUGCGCCCCGCCCGCCGUGCUCAUCGCCACCGUCAUGUGCCUAGCGUCGGCCAGGACCGUCCUCAUCAACGCCGCCGUGGUCGUCGCCGGCGUCGCGCUGUACUACGUCGUGGAGCAGGCCAAGAGGCGCCCGUGGGCCGAGUUCUUGGCGCCCGUGCCGCCCGCUGACAGCUCCCACGGACCAGCCACGGCGCCUGAUGACGCCGACGCCGCCGACCUCGAGGAUGUCCGCGCCGGGCUGCUCGCGGGCGAGCCGGCCGACGAAGAAGGCAGCAAGGUCGAGUACUCAAGACUGGAGAUUCGUGCAUGAACCCGUUUGCCGUUCUGUGUACAGUAAUUCCAGCGAAUACAUGGCGAAUCAUUGUGUGAAAUUCAGAGGAGGAGGUCAGGUGAUCGAUCGCGCUCACAAGAAGAUUCAGAACUGCAAACCGACUACUAGAUAAGUCUGAACCAUGAAUCGGAGAAGUGAGAACAGAUCUCAAAUUGUAGAAGCUGUUUUUGUUUUGACCUUUUAAGUGUAGUGUGAUGCCAGGCGAGGUGGUGCCGGUUUGAGAAGAAGCUGUAUUUUUCCAGCAAGGGGGUCAGAUAGGUUGUACUGU
Messenger RNA from Zea mays, 1867 nucleotides. Its product is annotated as putative polyamine transporter. The transcript has 2 exons. Lineage: Eukaryota; Viridiplantae; Streptophyta; Magnoliopsida; Poales; Poaceae. Bases 85 to 1578 code for a protein of 497 amino acids. Gene Ontology annotation, biological process: transmembrane transport. The record is from RefSeq and is marked validated. Gene Ontology annotation, molecular function: transmembrane transporter activity. Gene Ontology annotation, cellular component: membrane.